Molecule: messenger RNA, 1368 nt
Organism: Desarmillaria tabescens
Lineage: Eukaryota; Fungi; Basidiomycota; Agaricomycetes; Agaricales; Physalacriaceae
Product: Cupredoxin
Exons: 5
Coding region: 175-1257 (360 amino acids)
Source: RefSeq, a predicted model, not a curated record
CCGCAACUGCAUUGAUUGCGAAACAAUGGCCUCUUUCAUUGUCCUUGAUGUAGCCUGUUAUAAAAGCCCUCUUCGCGAUAUUCUCUCAUUUCUACAUCUUGUUCUCUUCCUUAGACGACGACACUCCUUCGCGCUUUUUUCUAUCACUUUUACGACUUUUUUCCGCUUCAAAAAAUGCCUCAAAUUUUCUCAUCGGCGUUGAAAGCCGUUAUCCUCGCUGGGUUUUGUUCCGUUGCUGCGCGCGCAGCCGAGAUUGAUGUUACUGUUGGAGGACCUGGAGUCCUCAGAUUCAGUCCAGAUUCGGUGACUGCCAACGUCGGUGAUGUUGUGCGAUUCACAUUUAUGCAGAAGAACCACACCGCGACACAGUCGACCCUAGCCAAUCCGUGUUCUCCCAUCGCGAACGGUUUCGAUAGUGGAUUUGUGCCCGUCUCUGACAAUACCACCUCUGGUUUCCCAGUCGCGGAACUGACCAUUGCCGACACCAACCCAAUUUGGGUCUACUGUAAACAAGCGAACCACUGUCAGCAGGGAAUGGUCUUUGCCGUCAACCCGGGCGACAAGAUGGCUCAAUUCCAAGCUGCGGCAACAGGAAACACGACUGCCACUGCUUCCUCCGGAGGUUCAGCGACCUCGGCAGCCGCUGGUGUUGUCACUGUUACCGCUACCGUCACUGUAUCCAAUGGACAAGUGAUGACGACUACCUACGCGACUACGGCAGCUACUGCAUCUUCGACCUCUUCCACGACAACCGACCACAAAGUCAUUGUCGGUGGAACCGGUGGUCUUUUGACUUAUUCGCCUGCCAACAUCACGGCUAACGUUGGCGAUACCGUUACCUUUGAAUUCCACCAAAAGAACCACACGGUCACUGCUUCUAGCUUCGCCUCUCCCUGCCAGGCUCUUUCGGGGGGAUUCAACUCUGGAUUCAUGCCUGUCACUACCGAUGCUCAGACUUUCCCGACUUAUACGAUCCAAGUUAACGACACCAAGCCGAUCUGGGCAUAUUGCGCACAGACCAACCACUGUGCACAGGGAAUGGUCUUUGCCGUCAACGCAAACGAGACUAGUGCCAACACCUUUGAGGCUUUCAAGGCCAAAGCCAUGAGCAACUCUACGUCCACUUCGAGUUCAAGUGGCGCUGCCUCGUCGUCGACUGGUUCGGCGUCGGGCGCGAACGGAACUACUAGUCUAGGGUUGCAUCGUUCUGGCGCCGUGGCCAUCGUUUUCGCAAUCGCAUUGGGUUGUCUGCUAUGAUCGACACGGUCUUUAUGAUCUUUCCCUUCGUGUUACGCGUCGUUGUAUCUUUUAUAUGGAUUCAUUGUAUCGAUAUUUACUCCUUUCAUGGACAUCUAGUUUUUCUAAUAC